CUGCAAGAUGUCGGCUGGACCUGGACUGGAAUCCCUCGUAGAUCAGACAAUAUCAGUCAUUACAAAUGACGGACGCAAUAUAGUGGGUGUCCUAAAAGGCUUUGACCAGGCAACAAAUAUAAUUCUUGACGAGUCACAUGAACGAGUUUAUUCUACCAAGGAAGGUGUCCAGCAGCUUGUUCUAGGUUUAUACAUCAUUAGGGGUGACAACAUAAGUGUUGUUGGUGAACUGGAUGAGGAUCUAGAUUCCAAUUUAGAUUUGUCCAAGCUUAGAGCUCAUCCCUUAAAACCUGUCAUCCACUGAAGCAAACUUAUCUUAGUUGUUAGGGCUUAGGAGUUGCUUUUGUAUGGAACUGAACUCAUGAGCUUUGAGAAGCUGGGAUUGCAGGGUAGCAUGUUAUUUAAGUAUGUGCUUGGAUCCAUUUUUGUAAGAUGUAAUAGUAAUUUUAGACUCACAGAUUCACUGGUCAAAUAUAAAAUAGAAGUGUAUGUCACUGCUUGCAUGGGUGGGAAAAAAUCGCAUCUCUUAUUAUAUGUGAAAGCCAUGAUUUUAUUAUCACA
Lathyrus oleraceus (garden pea) is the source of this 561-nucleotide messenger RNA. RefSeq names its product sm-like protein LSM8. Lineage: Eukaryota; Viridiplantae; Streptophyta; Magnoliopsida; Fabales; Fabaceae. Gene Ontology annotation, molecular function: mRNA binding. Bases 8 to 304 code for a protein of 98 amino acids. Gene Ontology annotation, biological process: mRNA splicing, via spliceosome. The transcript has 5 exons. The record is from RefSeq and is a predicted model, not a curated record. Gene Ontology annotation, cellular component: precatalytic spliceosome; U6 snRNP; U4/U6 x U5 tri-snRNP complex.